CGGAAAUAAAUUGGGCUUAAAGGCUAAAAUGUCUGGCAACGUUUCUGUAACUGAGCAACUGUAAACAAUAUGGAGUACACGGGUAGCAGCUAUGAGGGGGACCACAACAAUGGACGAAUGGAAGGAAAUGGCAAGUAUACCUUUCCAACUGAUACAAAAUAUGAUGGUGAAAUGAAGGAUGGAAUGUUCCAUGGAAAAGGCACGUUAUUCUUUCCCAAUGGAAGCAAGUAUGAGGCAACAUGGGAAAAUGGGAUUGCAGUGGAGGGAAAGUAUACGUUUGUUGAUGGCUUGCAGUAUGAUGAACCUGAAUGGCUGUACUGUGAUGGUUAUGAUCGACGGUUCUACACAGAAAUAUGCAAAGGCCUAAAACCAGCAGGGCGGUCUCAGUUGACGGACCAUGUACCACCGAAGGAGAUCCCUGAGGGAUGCUAUGACACUGGUGAUGGCUUUUAUAAUCCUAAUACAAGAGUCAUUGUAGAUUACAAUCACAAGUUUCUAAGGAAUGCUGAUGAUGAUGAACAUGCCUGGGUCAUUAGUACCUGUCGAAAGGGCUGGGAUGAAAUUGUCGGAUACCAACCCAAGCCUGGACAAGUUUAGCAAAUAGUUACUUUAAUUAUAAAUUUUGUACAUAAUUUUUAAAAUAUUAACUAAUUUUACUGAUCGAUAUUUGUAUAAUAUAACACAGUAUUUAAAUUUGAUCAUAUUUUGUAUGUACAUAUACAUUAUAGUACAAUUCACACGUGUAGUAGAAUAGUUCAAUCAAAAUGGUUCUACUAAAAUUAUGAAAAUUGACUGUGAAUGAUUUUUAUUUUUUUGUGUUGAGUAAUAUUUUAAAGCACCCAAGAGUUCAUAGAUAGAUGAAAUAUGAAGUACACAUUAAAUACAGUGGUUAAAUUUAUAACACCAUCUACUGACAUAUAAUCAACACAAUGUGAUACAAUACGAUACGAUUUAUUGGGUUCACUUUCAGAUCAGUGGCACCCAUCACUUUGAUGUUGAACCCAUUAACAAUAUAAAAUUAGAUUGGUAUUUUUGUUUGUUUGUUUAUUUGUUUUAUUAUAGACUGAAUGUCUUCAAAAGUUGAAAAGAACAUUUAUUUCUCAAAAAAUUGAUAAUACAAAAUAAAACACUUUCUUGAAAACAAGUUUGAGUGGCAAAAGCUUGUGGCUGGCUGCCCAAAACAAAAGGGACAGAACAAAAACAAAGCAAGAAACACAGGGGAAUGGACCUUUGCGCUAAAAUCUCGCCGUUUAGAAUAGCUGCUGAGGGCCCACACCAUAGACAUUUUUUUUUUGUAACAACACUAUAUCAAUACUAAAUGUUUGAUGAGGAGGGGACGUCGGCAGAACUUUGUCCAUUAUCCCGACUAAUAUAAUGUAUUAUAGGCAAAUAAUUCAGCCAUUCCAAAGUUGUUUCAACAGUUUUUAGAGUUGAAUGGAACUGUUAUGUAUGUCGUGUUUUCGUCAGUUCUUGUCCAUACAUUGAAUCAUAGAAUAAGGAGUUCAGGUCAUGCAUUUUAUAUUUUACAUUUGCGAUAAAAAGUUUUUGUUAAUAAGGUAUGUCCAUGCUAUUAAAUUUUAUUUGACAAAUUUGUGUGAUAUGCCCAUAUAUGUAAAUAAUGCUGUCAUAUUACACCCAAAUAUGGGCAUAUCACACCCAAAUAUGAGCAUAUCACAUAAAGUGUAUAAUGUGGAAAGAGCGUUAGGUAGUAGAGAUGGUUUGCCAUCCUGAAACUCCAAUCAGAGCACCUAUGGGUUUGGUGCCGUGCAACUUGCUUUUAAUGUAUAUAUCUGGCCAUAAGUGUUCCAUACCUGUGUCGCAAUUGACCCAUCAUACAAGCAUAAAUUAAGCAUGGUAUAGCAUGUGUACUCCAUAAAAUAUAUCCAUCAAUAAAAUGAUUAAAAUAAUUUUGCUCAUCACUGAUUGAUAUAA
Anneissia japonica is the source of this 1932-nucleotide messenger RNA. Its product is annotated as MORN repeat-containing protein 5-like. NCBI's taxonomy places the organism in Eukaryota, Metazoa, Echinodermata, Crinoidea, Comatulida, Comatulidae. The transcript has 5 exons. Bases 70 to 597 code for a protein of 175 amino acids. The record is from RefSeq and is a predicted model, not a curated record.